AUGAAAGGAAUGAAUGCUAUACUUGGUCCUUCUGGAUGUGGAAAAUCAUCGCUACUCGAUGUUCUCGCCGAUCGAAAAGAUCCGAAUGGUCUUUCUGGACUUGUGCAAGUUGACGGAGCGCCACGUCAUCCAUCUUUUAAAUAUACUGUUGGUUAUGUCGUUCAAGAAGAUAUUUGCAGUGGCACACUAACAGUUCGCGAAAAUUUGUGGUUUUCAAUUAAUCUUCGUAUGUCAAAAGAAGUGUUGACAACUGAAAAGAAUGAUCAUGUUGCUCGUGUUAUUAAAGAGCUUGGUCUUGAAGCUUGUGCAGAUACACGUGUAGGUACAGAAUUUCUUCGAGGUGUCUCUGGUGGUGAAAAGAAACGAACUUGUAUUGGUAUGGAAUUGGUUUUAUCGCCCAAGAUCUUGUUUCUUGAUGAACCGACCACAGGUAAGCCUAUAUAUGCAACACAUAAAGCGUGCACAGUAGUUUUCAAAGUCAAUGUCGAUCCGAGCUUGAUAAUAAUCAUCUAA
Rotaria sp. Silwood2 is the source of this 513-nucleotide messenger RNA. Lineage: Eukaryota; Metazoa; Rotifera; Eurotatoria; Philodinida; Philodinidae. The record is from the annotation of a GenBank genome assembly.